AUGUUUCAAAUUGGGAGCCUCAUUGUCUUCUGUGGGCUAUUGGCCCAGACCACAGCUCUGCCCCUUUCCGUGCCCCUGGGCCAAAAGCUGCCCUUGGCUGAGGCCCCAGGCCUGACCCCGGCCCCGAAUCCCACAGAUCUUGUUGGAAGCUUGACAAGUGCUCUCAGCAAUGGUCUGCUCUCUGGGGGUCUGUUGGGAAUUCUUGAAGAGCUUCCACUCUUGGACAUCCUGAAGUCUGGAAGACACACUUCCGGUGGCCUGCUUGGGGGCUUGCUUGAGAACGUGAAUUCAUUGCUCCCUAUCCUGAACAACAUUGUUGAUAUAAAGAUCCUCAGUCCCCACCUGCUGGAACUCGGCCUCACGCAGAGCCCUGACCGCCACCGUCUGUAUGUCAACGUUCCUCUGAGCAUGGUCCUCAAUGUGAAAGCGCCUGUCGUUGGAAGUCUGUUGCGGCUGGCUGUGAAGCUGAACCUCACUGUAGAGCUGGCGGCUGUGAGAAAUGAGCAGGGGAAGAUCCACCUGGUCCUCGGUGACUGCACUCACUCUCCUGGCAGCCUGGAAAUCUCCCUGCUGGAUGGGCUUCCUGCCCUCCCCUUUCAAAGCACUGUCGACAGCCUCAGUGGGGUCUUGAACAAUGUCCUUCCUGACCUGGUGCAGGGCAAGGUGUGCCCUCUGGUCAAUAAAGUUCUUGGGCAACUGGACCUCACCUUGGUACAUGCCAUCAUCGACACGCUGACCCAUGGGCUGGAACUUGUCAUCAAGGUCUAA
Messenger RNA from Talpa occidentalis (Iberian mole), 768 nucleotides. It is a transcript of the gene BPIFA1, whose product is annotated as BPI fold containing family A member 1. The coding region runs from base 1 to 768 and encodes 255 amino acids. Gene Ontology annotation, molecular function: lipid binding. The transcript is spliced from 7 exons. Gene Ontology annotation, biological process: innate immune response; immune response in nasopharyngeal-associated lymphoid tissue; antimicrobial humoral immune response mediated by antimicrobial peptide. Lineage: Eukaryota; Metazoa; Chordata; Mammalia; Eulipotyphla; Talpidae. The record is from RefSeq and is a predicted model, not a curated record.